Messenger RNA from Pogona vitticeps (central bearded dragon), 974 nucleotides. RefSeq names its product trafficking protein particle complex subunit 6B (gene TRAPPC6B). The record is from RefSeq and is a predicted model, not a curated record. Gene Ontology annotation, cellular component: cis-Golgi network; trans-Golgi network; TRAPP complex. Gene Ontology annotation, biological process: regulation of GTPase activity; endoplasmic reticulum to Golgi vesicle-mediated transport. NCBI's taxonomy places the organism in Eukaryota, Metazoa, Chordata, Lepidosauria, Squamata, Agamidae.
CCCCCCCCCGCCAUUUCCCCGCCUCUUUUGCGGCACUGGAGAGAGAAUCCAGGCGGCAACUUCCAGCCCCGAAGCCCUGCUGCCGUGGCCGCUUCGCCUCGGCCUUAAGGAGGCGCUUGGGCUGGCCUUGGCCGGACGAAGAGCGCGAGGGCCUGGAGGCCCCCACCGAGCUGGGAGCAGCCCGGCAUGAACAAGUCGGAGAUGGCGGACGAAGCCCUGUUCCUGUUACUGCACAACGAGAUAGUCUCCGGGCUGUACCGCGCCGCGGAGCAAGGCGACGGGGAAAAUGGACGAUGCAUCACAAAACUGGAAAACAUGGGAUUUAGAGUAGGACAGGGAUUAAUAGAAAGAUUCACCAAAGAUACUGCCAGGUUCAAGGAUGAAUUAGAUAUAAUGAAGUUUAUCUGCAAAGAUUUUUGGACAACUGCAUUCAAAAAACAAAUUGAUAAUCUCAGGACCAAUCAUCAGGGCAUCUAUGUACUUCAGGAUAACAAAUUCCGUCUCCUCACUCAAAUGUCUGCUGGAAAACAAUAUUUGGAACAUGCCCCUAAGUAUUUGGCAUUUACAUGUGGAUUAAUCAGAGGUGCUUUAUCAAACUUGGGGAUAAAAAGUAUUGUGACAGCAGAGGUUUCAACAAUGCCUGCAUGCAAAUUUCAGGUGAUGAUACAGAAGAUAUAGACAUAUGUAGAAUCUACUUCCCGCCCUAUAAAAUGGCAAAAUAAACUGUAUAUUUUAUUUAUAAUUGUUACAUGCAGCUGUCCUGUGUUGUAUAUAAUAUUGGUUUGGCUAAACUAAACAGUCUUAACUCUAAUUUUUGGAUAUGAUCAAUGGUCAUAUCAACUCUAAUAUUCAGAUAGGAUUAAUACUUAUUUUCUUAAAUUGUCUUGUACAAGUGUGUACAAAUGUGUUUUCAAGAUGUAUUUUGUAAGUUUGUAAAUAUGGAACAGAAACCUUGAUUAAAUGCCAAAUUCUAA